CAACACUGAAUACGAUCAAAUCCUUUGUUUAACGUAUUGGCGGUACUUCUACGCGAGAAAUGAAUAACAGUGCAAACUGGAUAAUAGAAAAAAAUCGGUUAUUUUAUUUCAGACUCAGCUAAUGCUUCCAUUGUUAUCGACGUGUUUCAUUUAUUGUGAUCAGCAAUAUUUGCAUCCUUUUUAUCUAAAAUACGACGUUGUUGAGAAAUUUAACCUAUCAAGAUGAGCGAAAUCGGAAUUAUUACGUGCAUAUAUCUGGAAAAUUUUGUGACUUAUGAUAAGAUAACAGUGAAACCUGGAAGAUAUCUCAAUGUGAUCAUUGGACCUAAUGGUUCUGGCAAGUCCACUAUAGUCUCCGCUAUAGUUCUUGGCUUAGGAGGCAAACCCAAUAUCAUUGGGAGGGCGAUACAUGUAGGAGAAUAUGUGAAGUAUGGAAAGGAUACAGCAAAAAUAGAAAUUCAUCUGAAAAGUGAUUCUAGACAGGAUUCUAUUAUAAUGAGGACUUUUACUAAGGAAGGAAAGUCCACAUGGAUGAUUAAUGGUGUUCAAACAUCUGCAAAAGCUGUCCAAGAAUUUACAUCCAAGCUUAAUAUUCAGGUUGAUAAUCUUUGUCAGUUCUUGCCCCAAGAUAAAGUACAAGAUUUCUCAAAAAUGGAUGCUCAAGCACUAUUGGAAAAUACAGAAAGGUCUGUUGGAGAUCCAAAACUUCUUGAGUAUCAUAUAAAAUUGAAGGAGCAAAGAAACACUUUUAAGCAAUUAGAGAUUGAAAUGAACAAUACAAAACGAUUACUAGAAUCUAAAGUUCAGAAGCGUGAUGGACUACAACAAACAGUUGCAACGAUAAAGGAGAAAAAGUUAAUAAAGAAAAAGAUUGCAACAUUGAAACAAAAAAAAGCAUGGAUGCUAUAUGAUCAAGUACGGAGGAAGUUAGUAGAGUCAAAGAAAACUAGAGAUAAAGCUGUAAAAGAAAUGCAAUCAAUAGAUGCACAACUGAAUCCGUUAAAUAAAAAGGUUGAAAAACUGAAGUCUGAUAUGACAAAGUUAAAAAAUUCAUUAAAUGAUCACAACAAAAAAGUUGAGGCUAAGAAUACCAAAUCUAGAAAUUUAAUAAAUGAGAUUCUUCAGUGUGAAAAUAGGAUUAAAGAUGCCGAAAAUACCUGUUCUCGAAAGAUUCAAAUGGAACAAAAUCGAGAUCAAGAGAUUAAUCUCGCACAGCAACAAAAAAGCAAACUGGAAAAUGACUUUGCUCUUACGAUUGAAGAAUUUGGAUCAGAGGAAAGUUUAACGCAACAAUUGAAAAAUAUAGCCAUCAAUAUGGAGGAACAUAGAAAAAAAAUUAAUAAUCUUACUACUAAACAGAUAUCAUUGAAGCACGAAGAUGAAAAUAUUAGCCGUGAAAUAAGAGGUGUACAAACAGAACUCCAGGCUCUUAAUAUUGAUGUAAAACGAUUAGAACUAUUAAAACAAAGAGACAUGAACACAUAUAAAGCUGUACUAUGGUUAAAAGAUAAUCAGAACAAAUUUUCAUCAAUAAUAUACGAACCCAUGUUACUUAAUAUUAACGUAAAAGAGACUUCAUACGCCAAAUAUUUAGAAACCAUAAUACCAUUUCGAGAUUUAAUCGCAUUCACAUGCGAAGACAAACAAGAUAUGAAUUUGCUAUUGAAGUAUUUGAGGGACCAACAGAAGCUGCAGGUUAAUGUAGUACAUUCCGAUCCAAUGAAAAGAAUAUCUAUGCAACCAAAUAUACCGAUAGAGAACGUUCAGAAAUUUGGCUUCAAGCAUUAUUUAGCAGAUCUCAUUGAAGCACCACCUUCCAUAAUAAAAUAUCUGAUCUCGAUGUAUCGUUUACAUACUAUUCCUGUCGGGACUAAUGAAGUUGAGAAUAAUACAAAUUACAUACCACAAAAUUUAACUUGUUAUUUUAGUGAAAACAAUAUUUACUCCGUAAGUACGUCUAAAUAUACGAAUGAAAUGUCGACUAGAAUAUCACGGGUCCGUGGAAAUGGAAUGCUAUCUAUUAUUUUGGAUAAAUCUAAGUUACAGAAACUCCAAGAAAGAUUACAACAUUUGCAAGAAAAAAAGAAUCAAAUUGCGAUUUAUAUUAAAGAGACAGAAGCUAAAAUAAACGAGGAAACUAAAGCUUUAGACGAGUAUAGAGCCAGCAGGAAUAAAUAUCAACAAAAUAUUCAACACAUUCAAGCGUUAAAAAGUAGAAUACACAUAGCUGCAGAUAAAAUUAAGCAGAUGGAAAUGGACCGGAUGAAUAUUGAUGAUAUAAAAAAAGCGUGCACCAAAGACAUUAAGACUGUUAUAAAGAAGCAAUUAAAAAUGUAUAAAGAAUAUAAUGAGGUACUAUUAGAAUGUUUUAAUUGCAAUAUAGGCCAUGUAGAGGUCAAAUUUGCACUAGCAUUAUUGCAACAAACUUUAAUAAUCAAAGAAAACGAUGUUGAAGAGUUAAAAGAUAAAUUUAAAACGGCAGAGAAGUUAUUUAAACAACACGAUGAAGAAUUUCAGCCCUUAAAGAAAGAGGCUGAAAGAUUGUACAAUGAGGCAUUGGUACUCACAGAUAACCUUAAUCCACAAGAUGAUGCGUUUAAACCUUUCAAUAAAGCUUUUGAAAAAUUACCAGCUACUAUACCUGAAAUAAAUAAUGAAUUAAAAACUGCUCAAGCAAAAGUUUUUUGUAUGGCGAAGAACGUGGACGCCGAGGAUAUAUUGCGAGAAUAUGAAGAAAUACAAACUGCUAUUCAAAACUUAACUGAAUUUACCAAGAAAAAGAGUAACAAAAUCGAGCAAAUAACAAAGGAGAUUGAGAAAUUAAAAGAAAAGUGGCUACAACCAUUGGAGCAACUAGUUGAAAAGAUAAACUCAAAUUUUAGUUCUUACUUUUUCGCGAUGGACUGUGCUGGUGAAGUUACACUCUCACAUGGUGAAAAUGUCCUGGAUUUUGAUCAGUAUGGUCUAAAAAUAAAAGUAAAAUUCCGUGAUGCGGACGAAUUACAAGAAUUAACGAGACAUUUUCAAAGCGGUGGCGAAAGAACGGUAACCACUGCCAUUUAUAUGAUAGCGUUACAAGAAUUAUCACGCGUACCAUUCCGCUGUGUUGAUGAAAUUAAUCAGGGCAUGGACGCGGUGAAUGAGAAACGAGUUUUCGAUUUACUCGUCAAAAUGACAGGAAGACCGGGCAGCUCUCAGUACUUUCUACUUACACCGAAACUACUGCCAAAUUUAACGUAUACAGAGACAGUGACGGUACAUUGUGUAUUUAACGGAUCAGUUAAAUCGGAUGACGAAGAGUUUAUAUUUGAUAUAGAAGAAUAUUGCAACUCCCUUAAUUCUGAUUAAUAUUCACUUCAGUACUCGUAUUUUUCUUCUAUUAAUUAAUCAAAUGGUUAAUAGAAGAAAAAAAUUCAUGUUUUGUUCCUUAUGUAAAUACGAAGACGUAACGAGUUAUAGAAAUUUAUUUUAGUUUUGCUUGUUAACUACAGAAUUUAAAUACACAAAUAUUUAAUUUUAAUUUUAUAUAUAGAUAUAGCUAGAAUAUGCUCAAGCUUUAUUAUUUUUAUAAAACGUAGGGAACAAUAGGAAUUAAAGAUAUUCUAAUAAGAUAAAUAUAUUUUUGCUAGCAUUUUGUAAAUUAUGCUGAUUCUUAAUAAGUAGUAUUAAGUGUUGAUAUAAUAGCAUUAAGAUAAACCUUGACAAUUCACUUAAUAUAUGCUUUAUAUAGAUAUAUGUAUUACAUUAAAACCAUUUCUAAGAUAUUUUAAAAGUA
This is a messenger RNA of Solenopsis invicta (red fire ant), 3775 nucleotides long. It is a transcript of the gene SMC5, whose product is annotated as structural maintenance of chromosomes protein 5. NCBI's taxonomy places the organism in Eukaryota, Metazoa, Arthropoda, Insecta, Hymenoptera, Formicidae. Gene Ontology annotation, cellular component: Smc5-Smc6 complex. The record is from RefSeq and is a predicted model, not a curated record. The transcript has 14 exons. The coding region runs from base 223 to 3348 and encodes 1041 amino acids. Gene Ontology annotation, biological process: double-strand break repair via homologous recombination. Gene Ontology annotation, molecular function: ATP binding; ATP hydrolysis activity.